UCUCGCGAUAAUACGGCUGAUUCUCGAAGCGAGUUCGGGAACUGCGGCGGAUGUUGAUGUUUUGCUCAGGAUAGUGUGUGUGUUCCGUCAGAAAAUCUCCUUUAUGUGGCGUUUUAUGAAGGAUAGCGUUGAAUGAGAAACUUGUGAGUGAUCUCUGAGGAAAGCUGAGUCGCUCCCGGGAAGCGCGAGGCCGAGACCGGCCAUGAUGGAGGACUUUGAUGAGAUUUACGAGGAGGAGGAAGAAGAGGAAGAGGAGGAAGACGAAGGCCGGGCGGCGGAGGAGCAGCUGCUUAAAUUCGGCCCGGAACCGGUUCUGGUCCGCGGAGCAGGUCGAGCCACCGUAUUUGGACUCAGCAAUAAAUUUGAGACAGAGUUUCCCUCAGCACUUACAGGGAAGGUGGCACCGGAGGAGUUUAAAGCCAGCAUGAGUCGAGUGAACGGCUGUCUGAGGAAGACGCUGCCGGUGAACGUGCGCUGGCUGCUGUGUGGCUGUUUGUGCUGCUGCUGCACGCUGGGACUCAGUCUGUGGCCCGUCAUCUGCCUCAGCAAACGCACACGCAGAUCCAUAGAGAAGUUACUGGAGUGGGAGAACAACCGCCUUUAUCACAAGUUGUGUUUGCACUGGAGGCUGAGCAAACGGAAGUGUGAAACCAACAACAUGAUGGAAUACGUUAUCUUAAUAGAGUUUCUACCCAAGAUACCCAUCUUCAGGCCGGAUUAGCAGCUGCUCACGCUGUCCUCUGCCUAAGGUGCCUUCUUCUGGUACUGUCACACUUCCCUCGCUCCGGACUAUAAACCCGUCCUAUAUAUACACAUACAUACACAUAUAUACACAUAUACACAUAUACAUAUACGCUGCUUCUCCCACACUCAGUGCUGUUUACACACCUGCGUAACUGCCCCUGCGUAACUGCCCCUUGCCCCCUCUCCGCCCCUCAUCUCGCCCUCUCGCCCCUGCUGCGUUCAGAUCCACCUGAGAACACCACGGUCCUGCAGCACAAGGCUCUGAGCCACCGGCAGCCAUCUUGUGAAUCUGGAUAUGACAGAGAAACGGGGGUUACCAUAGCAACGUAGCAACGAUGAAAGAAAAAAACAGUGUCAUUUUUUUCCCCCCAGCGGAGAGCAAACAGCAACACCGAGUCAUCAAGCAUCGAGGUGGAGGGCGGAGCUUAUGUUCGAUCAACCAAUCAGAAAACAUGAUCGCGUGACAUCACUGCAGUAUAAUAAUUAGCCUGAGGUUCUUGAGGAGCUUGUUGUUGGGCUGUCUAUUGCUAAAGAGGUAACAUGAUGUAAGCUAAGCUAGCUGGUUGUAUUGAGGUAGCCGACUAGCUUGGCUAGGAUCGCCAAACUACAUUCAUGCUAACGAUGCAGAAUUCUGAUGCUUAGCUUGUUUUCGGUGUAAAUUUGAUCCAGAUUAUUCAGUAAUUUUCAGCACAUUAAACACAAAAAAUAGGUUUCAGUCUCUUCUAAAACAAAAAUAUUUCAAAUUUCAGAUAGCUAGCCAAGAAUGCUAUCUGCGAGGUACGUUGUUAUGCUAGCAAGCCAUCCGAUAACAAGUAUAAAUCACGUUAUUAUUUUUUUCUGUCAUGAACACUGUGAUAGCUAGCUUGCUAGUGAACUCAGCUAGCUCGUUAACAUCAGACAGUGACUGCUAAGACGAGGUAACAUUAACGCUAGAAAAGCAAACGUAACGCAGUGCAUAUGUGUGUUUAUGUAGCUGGCUAACAUUGGUAAUCCUUUAUCGCAGGAUUAAAAUUAGCAUUUUAUGCUAAAAAUGAACAAAAAGGAACGAAAAGGACGUCUUAGCCAUGUGAUGUGAUGUUACGUGAUCGAGUUUGUGAUCGGUUUCCGCUCCUCGUGACCCGGAGACGCACGUUACUUGCGCGAGUCGCUCCAUAAUGGAUAACGAUCCGCUGUUUUCCCUUCCUAAAUGAACCUGAAAGAGACAAUCACACACCGGCUGCACUGAACAGGACCGACUUGUGUAGUAAAAAAAACAAAGUGUGAGACUUUUCCGGAAGGUUCAGGUCGCAGCCGGAUCCCUUAAUGCAGCACAGGACGGAUUAUUUCUAUUAUUUUAUUAUUUUUUUUAAAGAUUGUGAGAGCUUUAUCAAACCCAUAAAAAUCUUCUCACAGAGGAGGUUGUGAGUGACAAUAAAUCUCUUGAAAACUAGGCAGUGUCUCAAAUCACAUCCGUCUGUAGUAUUGUAGUCACUGUGGGUCACUGUUAGCAUGUUAGCAUGCUGACAUCUAAUACAAUCCGGUUAGCAGCUUAGUUUCAUGAAUCUCUCAUGUAUAAACUCUUAAAAGUAUGUUCUCUUAAUGUAUGUUAGUGUACACUUAAUACUUUUAAGCAUUAGGUCAUAGUGUGUGAUUUGAGACACAGCCGUACUCUGAAAACUAGCCACCCUGCUAGCUGUUAGUACAUUUUUCUUCACAAAAAAAAAAAAAAGUUUUUCUUCAUAAAAAAUAUUUUUCCUUUUAUCGUGAUAACAUUUAACACACAAAAAGUUUUGGUAAAAUCUGAAGAAAAAAUAGGAAACAUUUCCCCUCAGUUAGCUAAUAUUAUGCUAACAAGGCCAGCACACGCUAGCUAGCAUGUCGUGUGUCAGUUUGCUGCGUUUUUGUCAUGAACACUAUAACAUUUCACACAGAAAUAUGUUUUAUUCCUGUGUGAAACAGCAGGAUCAUAACUUUUUGUGCUUAGCAAAACAGCUAAUUGUAUCCUUUUUAUAUUUUCAGGGUAGCUAUUUUGCUAGCCACUUAAGGCUAUGCUAGCAAGACACAACAUGCUAGAUCCUAGCUAGCAAGUCACAUAGCGGAUUUGUUUCACUUUUAUUUUAAUUUAAAGUACUACUGUACUUAGCAAAGUGGCUAAUUGUUAUUUUUUGUCACUGAUAAAAAAUCAUACUUCCUCCUAUGAGAAGCGUUUUAGUCAGUAAAGCUCCCACAAGCCUUUUAUUUUAUUUUUAAAGUAUUUUUAUUAGCUUUGUUUACCUGCUCUGUUAAAAAAGAGCAGCUAAUGUUCAACUUCUUCGGUUUGUGUGUGUGUGUGUGUGUGUUUUGUAUCUGUCUGUCUCAUGAGCGAUAUGAGUUAAUGAAAAACAAUCAACAAAACUUUGCUGAGGUUAAAAAAAAAAAAAAAACACCCCUCUUGUAUUUUUAGGUCUUAGUUUAGUUUCUGAUUGUAUUAAAGUAGCAGUUUGGCCAAAAAUAAAAUGUCCGCCAUGACGCCUUACACCAAAUGGAGUAGUUUAGUGCUGAAGCUAUGAUGCUAGUUCAGCUAACAUGUAAUCAAAGUCUGUAUCUUUGACCAAACUGCUCCUUUACGUACCUUAUUUAGAAAUACUAAUAAUAAUUAAAAAAAAAAUACACAGAGCUCUGGUAUUGGUGCAUCCCUCAUUUGUGGAUUUUUUUUAUAAUUUAUAUGUUUUCAGGUUUUUUUUUUGGUUUUUUUUUUGCUGCCUGGUGAUUUUUCACCUUCAGGAACCUGCUGAGGAACAGAAGCUGUGAGAUGUCCAGCACCUGAAGACAGAUUCAUUUGUUGUAGUGGUCUUAAAGGAAAAGAAAUAAACCACAGAUUAACGUUAACCGUUAAUUACUUUGCCGGUUAGCAUUGUACGAACACGUGAAACCGUUUCUUUGAGCGAUUAUUUAGCGCAUUUGGAGUGGGUUCGGAGAUCGUAAUUAAGAUUAUAUGUCUACGAUACUCGACUCGUUUGUACGGAAGCAUUAUUAUUUUUUUCCUUUCUUGUUUUCUCAUGAUCUCGACGUGACGUGAUGUUGUUGUUUAUUGUUCUGGAGGCAGCUAAAGCUUAGCGCAAUCCCGCAGCAUCACGGAUGAACAAAUUCGCUUUUACUUUGAUCAGCUCUGUUUGUCGGAGAUCGAUAACGUCCACGUUAGUAAAUUUACAUCGUGAGAAAACAGAUUUUUGUUAUGUCAAGAUCACGAGAAAUCAAGAAAGCAAAAAAAUAUAUAAUAAUAAUGCAUGGCUUCUUAGGGCUUCUGUACUUUUGUUCACUGCUGAGUUUAAUUUAGCGAAACUUUACGCCAAAAACGAGAUUAAAGUCACAUUGUUCAUAAUUGUGUAUAAAAAAGUGUUACCUUAAUUUGAGCGUAAAAUUUGCCCAGCAGGUUUUAACCAAGUGUGUAUGAGUGUGUGUUGUUCAAUAAGUUUUACCCACGUCUUCAUGUUCAUCCAUUAUUAUUAUUUUUGUUUGUUUGUUUCUCUAAAGAAUAUUUAAGUACUGUGUAUGUACAGGAAUAAAGUACAAAUACACUGCUG
Messenger RNA from Pangasianodon hypophthalmus (striped catfish), 4286 nucleotides. It is a transcript of the gene chic2, whose product is annotated as cysteine-rich hydrophobic domain 2. The record is from RefSeq and is a predicted model, not a curated record. NCBI's taxonomy places the organism in Eukaryota, Metazoa, Chordata, Actinopteri, Siluriformes, Pangasiidae. The transcript has 6 exons. Bases 203 to 721 code for a protein of 172 amino acids.